CAAUGAAACAAGAGAGUGUGUGUGUGUGUGUGUGCGUGCUAUGCAGACCUGCCAUGAACAUGACACAUUCGUAGAUGUUUUCCUAAUACUGGUGAUAUUACCGAGUGUGCGGAAAUAAGAAUGCUGGUACGGAAAUUCUAUAUUUAACGGAUCCGGAUUCGCGUCGGUGCCACACCCCGGGAGCGCGCGGCACUGACUCACGCACCCACCGUGACUGUUUCACGGUGACCGAUAGGAUUCUGCGUAUAUUUCCGUACGUCCGUGAUCUCAGGAAGGAGAAGAGAAAGGAGAUUGCCAUCAACAAGAACUGAUCGUGCAUACACCGGAAUUAGCAAAAAUGGGAGAGGCGGAGACGCGUCAGCGAUUACUGCGCAGCGUGAAAAAGGAGGUGAAGCAAAUCAUGGAGGAGGCUGUGACUCGGAAAUUUGUACACGAGGAGAGCAGCCACAUCAUUUCUUUCUGUGCUGUUGUGGAAGCUUGCGUGUUGCACGGGCUGAAGAGGCGUGCUGCUGGCUUCCUGCGCAGUAACAAGUUGGCAGCACUCUUCCUGAAGGUGGGGAAAAUCUUUACACCAGCUGAGGAUCUGUGCAAGAAAGUGCAGGAACUGGAACAGCUCAUUGAAAACAAUUCUAGACAGAUCCAAUCUCAGACGAGUCAAGACGGUAUCCGUAAGCAGUCACGGAUUCCCAACCUCUCCCCUCAAGCCAUCAAACAUUUGUGGAUCCGCACGGCGCUGACAGAGAAAGUUCUUGACAAGAUUGUUCUAUACUUGGUGGAGAACAGCAGUAAAUUCUAUGAGAGAGAAGCUUUGCUGAGGGAUCCUGUUGAUGGACCAAUCCUUGCAUCGUUACUGGUUGGUCCUUGUGCUCUGGAGUAUACAAAAGCAAAGACAGCUAACCACUUUUGGACAGAUCCUUCAGCUGACGAGCUGGUGCAGAGACACCGUAUUCACAGUGGCCACUGCCGCCAAGACUCACCCACCAAGCGCCCUGCUCUGAUCCAGAAAAGGCAGUCGAGUGGUAGCAUGGAUGACAGACCCUCCCUGUGGGCUCGGGAUUAUGUGGAAUCACUCCAUCAGAACUCCAGAGCCACACUGCUGUUUGGCAAGAAUAAUGUUCUAGUCCAGCCAACAGAUGACAUGGAAGCGAUUCCAGGAUACCUCUCUCUCCAUCAGACUGCAGAGCUAAUGACACUAAAGUGGACACCGAACCAGCUGAUGAAUGGCAACAUGGGAGAUUUUGAUUAUGAAAAAAGUGUGUACUGGGAUUAUGCAAUGACCAUACGUCUAGAGGAAAUUGUCUACUUGCAUUGCCAUCAACAAGUGGACAGUGGCGGCACUGUCGUGUUGGUGAGCCAAGAUGGGAUCCAGAGGCCUCCAUUCCGUUUUCCAAAAGGAGGCCAUCUGCUGCAGUUCCUCACGUGUCUGGAGACAGGACUUCUUCCACAUGGCCAGCUUGAUCCUCCUCUCUGGUCCCAGCGGGGAAAGGGAAAGGUUUUCCCAAAAUUACGGAAAAGAAGUCCACACAGCUCCUGCGAGUCAUUUUCUGACAAGGAUGAGGAUGAAGCAACAGAUUAUGUGUUUCGGAUAAUAUAUCCAGGAAGUCAGGAGUUCGUUGGUCCAGAGCUGAUAGACCAGAACAUGACCAUGUGGCAGCCUGCUCCAAGGAAGGCUUCUUGUUCCUCUUGCUCUCAGAAUGGUUCUUCUGAAGGUGGACUUCUCAAUGGGUGCAAUCAUGACAGGGCUCCACUGAAGUUACUUUGUGAGACCAUGAAGUACCAGAUAAUUUCUCGUGCCUUCUAUGGCUGGUUGGCCUACUGUCGUCACCUGUCCACUGUCCGCACACAUCUGUCUGCUCUGGUCAAUCCCACUAUUAUUGAGCCUGACAUUCCUUAUGAUGCCAGACGAGGGCUCACUGCAGAAGUGUGGAAGACAUUUCUUCAGGAUAGUUCUGCUUACGAAGAGGCAGAACUUCUCCGGCUUGUGUACUAUGGUGGUGUAGACCCUAACCUGCGUAAGGAGGUGUGGCCUUUCUUGCUAGGCCACUACCACUUCACUAUGACUCCUGAUGAGAGAAAGGAGGUUGAUGACCAUGUUCGAGCCUGUUAUGAGCAAACCAUGAGUGAGUGGCUGGGUUGCGAAGCCAUAGUGAGGCAACGUGAGAAGGAGCAACAUGCUGCUGCCCUUGCCAAGUGUGCCUCUGGAGCAAGUGUAGAUCUACGACAGGACUCCACUAUCAGCACAGAUUCAUCCCAGAGCUGCAGCUCAGAGAAACAGAGCAACGCCUGUUCCCAGAGUGACUCUAACAGUAGCACUCAGGUGUUUGGGUCUGUUGAUGAGGUUGAUCCAAUCGAAUCUGAACCUAAACCGAAAGAUGAGAAGCCCCAGCCCAAAAUUCCAAACGGUGCUCUUCCCAACUGCACUAGUUCCCCAGACUCUGGACAUCCAUCCUCUCGCAACUUCUCAGUCACAUCAGGACUCUCAGAUUGCUCUCCAAGCACAGAAGAUGCUUCAACACAAGAGAAUGGGACCAAAAUUAAACUACCAGAGCAAUCAGCAGUAUCUACUGAAGUUACUUCCAACUCUAGCGUUGAAGACAAGCUCAAAGAAGAAUCAGCAGAACAGAGCUCACUGGUGCAUGGCACAGGGAAGGGGGAUCUCAUCAAAUCACCUACAGGAGCUCUUCCUCCAGAAGCUGAGAUGAUCAAUGCUCAGGAAAAUGAGAAGGUAGAAAAUUCAGAUGCCAAAGAAGUUGAAAAAUCUGAGUUGAAUGUUUCUGAAACAGCAGAAAGCACAAUUUCCGAGCAUUCUGAACACAAUGCUAAACCUUCAGAUAGCAAUGAGAAAAGCAAGCAAAUACUUCAAUCACCAGAGGAUAUUGCUGAAGAGACCACCAAAUCCUUAGAGGAAAUGAGGGACUCUCAAAUGUUGGUUGAACCUGAGAUAAACACAGAGUUUAUUAAUGACAGUCAAGACAAUUCUAAGGAAAAUAUUCCUUUGCUAAUGCAAACAAAAAAAGGAACACCUACCAUGUGUGAUCCUCACAGAGCACUGACUAAAGUGUAUUCUGUAGAAGAACCAAAAAACAAUGAUACAAGCCCAUCUGUAAAUGCUAAAGAAAUCAUAAAGUCAGAGAUGACCAGUGCACCUCACAUGGAUUCUUUAGAAAAAGAAACACAGCCUAUUCAACCUCUUACUGAAUCAGAGAUCACCAGUGCUCCUCACUUGGAUUCUUUGGAAAAAGAGACAAAGUCUCCACAACGUUUUGCAGAAUCAGAGAUGACCAGUUCCCCUGUCAUGGAGCCUUCAGAAAAAGAAAUGAAGCCUCCUCAGCCUUUCUCUGAAAUGACCGGUGCCCCUGACACAGAGCCUUUGGAAAAAGAAACACAGCUUCCUCAAACUCUUUCUGAAACAGAGAUGACCAGUGCCCCUGACAUGGAUCCUUUGCAAAAAACAGAAAUAAAGCCUCCUCAAUCCCUUUUUGAAUCAGAGAUGACCAGCAACUCUCACGUGGAGCCUUCAGAAAAAGAAACAAAGUCUCCUCAACCUCUUUCUGAAUCAGAGAGGACCAGUGACUCCCACCAUGAGCCUUUGGAAAAAACACAGCUUCCCCAACCUCUUUCUGAAACAGAGAUUACCAGUGUCUCAGAGAACGAGCCUAUGGAAAAAGAAAUUAAGCCUCCUCAACCUCUUUUUGAAUCAGAUAUGUCCAGUGCCCCUGACAUGGAGCCUUUAGAAGAAACAGAAAUAAAGCCUCCUCAACCUCUUUUUGAAUCAGAUAUGUCCAGUGCCCCUGACAUGGAGCCUUUAGAAGAAACAGAAAUAAAGCCUCCUCAACCUCUUUUUGAAUCAGAUAUGUCCAGUGCCCCUGACAUGGAGCCUUUAGAAAAAACAGAAAUAAAGCCUCCUCAACCUCUUUUUGAAUCAGAUAUGUCCAGUGCCCCUGACAUGGAGCCUUUAGAAAAAACAGAAAUAAAGCCUCCUCAACCUCUUUUUGAAUCAGAUAUGUCCAGUGCCCCUGACAUGGAGCCUUUAGAAAAAACAGAAAUAAAGCCUCCUCAGCCCCUUUGUGAAUCUGAGAUGACCAGCAGCUCUUAUGUGGAGCCUUCAGAAAAAGAAACAAAGUCCCCUCAACCUUUCUCUGAAUCAGAAGACAUUGAGUUAAUAAUGAGCAAUCCAUAUAAUGCUGACAAGUCAGAUAUGAAAUCUAAACUGAACUGGCCCUAUGAUUCCAGCAGAACUAAGGCACUGUUGAAACAAAUGAAUGAACCUAUGCGUGAAAGCUGUAUUUCCAUUAUGUCUUUAUCGAAACAAUCUCCAGAUACAUCUGAUGACUCACCAUCUGCCUUGGAAAUGGAGGAAAUCCCAGCUGCUUUGGUUUAUAUGCCUUCAGAGGAUAUUUUGGCCAAUGUUCCUAUUGCACUGGGUCCUCCGCUGGCUUUGACAAUGCCACCAGAGAAGAGUGCAGUAGGAAUGCCUGCUCUGGAGCUGUGCACUGACGCAGGUCAGAACACCAGCCCAGAGGCCACCGAAUCAGCCCUGUCUGAAGAAGAGCCAGAGAUGGACAGUUUGUUCCCCAAACCAGAUUCUCUAGCUGUAGGAGACCAUAAAACUGAUGUUGCAUCUCCAGUGUCCUCUAUUGGAACUACUUACUCUCAAGAGCUGCUAGACUUGUAUACCCUCAAUCUGCACCGUAUUGACAAAGACGUCCAAAGAUGUGAUAGAAACUAUUGGUAUUUUACUACUGCCAACCUUGAGAAACUACGUAACAUAAUGUGCAGCUAUGUUUGGCAGCAUCUAGAUAUUGGCUAUGUGCAGGGAAUGUGUGACUUGCUUGCACCUCUGCUUGUUAUUCUUGAUGAUGAGGCCAUGGCAUUUAGUUGCUUUACUGAGCUCAUGAAAAGAAUGAAUCAGAACUUUCCUCAUGGUGGAGCAAUGGACACUCAUUUUGCCAACAUGCGUUCCCUUAUUCAGAUUCUUGACUCUGAGCUUUUUGAGCUGAUGCAACAGAAUGGAGACUACACCCACUUCUACUUCUGUUACCGAUGGUUCCUCUUAGAUUUUAAAAGAGAAAUGGUGUACGAUGAUGUGUUCUCCGUAUGGGAAACCAUCUGGGCAGCCCGUACCAUCUCCUCUGGCCAUUUUGUGCUGUUUAUUGCCUUGGCACUGGUUGAAUUAUAUAGGGACAUCAUUCUGGAGAACAACAUGGACUUCACUGACAUCAUAAAGUUCUUCAAUGAAAUGGCUGAGCGGCAUGAUGUUCCACAACUUCUGGUGAUGGCCCGAGACUUAGUUCACAAAGUCCAGAUCCUCAUAGAGAACAAGUGAAAACCUUUCACCAUUGUUUUUCAUUAAUCAAAAAACCACUCGUGUUUGAUUAUUUUCAAAUUAUAUAUUUAGAUCCAAUGGUUAGAAACACCUUUCCACAGGGCAGGGAUUGACUUAAAUCCUUUCUAAUGUAAUUUAACUUGCUUGAAAGCAAUAAAUCCCAAUUAUAAACUACACAUUAGACAAGUCAUAAAAAGUAAUCCAUGGUAGAUUACACUCCUCUGAAGAGAAAUCUCAGUUACAUGAUUGUAAAAGAUCCUGGCUAUACAGUGUUUUCCAGCCUUGACCAUGGAGUACCCCAGCCUUAGAAGUUAGUUUUAUUUUCUCCUUCAACUUACCCAUACUGCAUCAGGGAGUCUUUUAAAUUAUCUGAUUAGUUGGAUAGGGUUUGUUGAAGCAGGAAAAAUCAAUGUUCAGGGCAGAAGCAUCCCAGGAGGAUAGCCAGGAACCAUGGGUAUCAGAAAAAUGAUGAUUCUAUGCUAGUAAUCAGAACAUUGGGCAUCAAAAUCCCAUGGAGUUAUUAGUUGACCCAUGAGCAACUCUGUUAUGUCUUAAUUGAAAUAAAUAUUGCCUUUUUUAAAAAAAAAAAAAAAAAUUAAAA
Molecule: messenger RNA, 5927 nt
Organism: Hemibagrus wyckioides
Lineage: Eukaryota; Metazoa; Chordata; Actinopteri; Siluriformes; Bagridae
Gene: sgsm1b
Product: small G protein signaling modulator 1b
Exons: 25
Coding region: 338-5326 (1662 amino acids)
Biological process (GO): activation of GTPase activity
Molecular function (GO): GTPase activator activity
Source: RefSeq, a predicted model, not a curated record